Messenger RNA from Trichoderma gamsii, 1146 nucleotides. RefSeq lists its product as hypothetical. The record is from RefSeq and is a predicted model, not a curated record. Bases 1 to 1146 code for a protein of 381 amino acids. Gene Ontology annotation, molecular function: protein binding; protein-lysine N-methyltransferase activity. The transcript has 2 exons. Gene Ontology annotation, biological process: peptidyl-lysine monomethylation. Lineage: Eukaryota; Fungi; Ascomycota; Sordariomycetes; Hypocreales; Hypocreaceae.
AUGGGGCACCUGCAGAAUCUCAUGACAUGGGCCAAGGCCCAAGGUGUAGUAAUUGACGCGAUACAGCCGAGCAAGAUUCCCGGUCGAGGCACAGGGAUUCUAACCACGCGAAAGAUUGAGGCUGGAGAGGAAGUCUUGAAGGUGCCUCCUGGGGCGUUGCGCUGCUUGGACUCAAUUCCGUCGAGUGUACGCGAGAGAUUGCCCGCGAAGACGACCAUCCAGGCACUGCUUGCGGCGGACUUGACUCUUGAUAAGAGCGCCAAUGCGGUGCCUUGGAAGGCUGUGCUGCCGAGGAUGAGUGAUUUUGAAGUAGGCAUGCCGAUGUUGUGGCCGAGAGAGCUGAAGGAUCUUUUGCCUCUUGAGCCUAGAAAUCUUCUCUCCAAACGGGAGAAGGCGUUCCAGGGUGAUUGGAGUGGUUUCAACAAGGCGUUUCCGGGCGUUCCAUAUGAUGAGUACACGUAUGCAUGGCUGGUUGUCAACACUCGGACUUUUUACAAUGAGACUCCCGAGACGUUGAAGUAUCCCUGGGAAGAUAGGCUGGCCUUGAUCCCUGUGGCCGAUUUGUUUAACCAUGCGGACGUUGGGUGUAGGGUGUAUUACUCUCCAGAAGGAUACCACAUCGUUGCGGAUAGCAAUUACGAAAAGGGCGAGGAGUUGUAUAUCUCGUACAGUAGCCACUCAAACGACUACAACCUGCUCGAGUAUGGCUUCAUUCCUGAUGAGAAUCCAUCAGACGAUGUCUACAUUGACGAUGUGAUAUUGCCCAAGCUGAGCGCGAGCCAAAAGGCGGACCUCGAAAAGCAAGAUUUACUGGGAGAGUAUCCCUUGGGAGAAGCGACCGAGGAGUUUCGCCGUACGCAGGCGGUUUUGAGGCUACUUUGCUGCACGACCAAGGAAUUUAAGCGAUUUCUGAACGAUGAGGAAAAGGGACAUGAUGUUCAAAGCCGAAUUGACGAGUAUCUGGUAAAGUUGCUGAAUGAGUAUUUGAAUGACAUUGUUGCAAAGCGGUUACGGGAGGUUGAUGCUUUAAAAGUUGGUUUGGAAGAUCAAAGGGCACUUUUGACGAAGCGAUGGAUGCAGAUUGAGGUGAUUGCAAGGCGGAAGAUUGAAAGGUACCGUGGGAGACGGAUGGAUACUGCAGAGUAA